GUAAUUCUGGAGCAACUAUAAUGAAUGAUCGCUGAUAUUUUAUAAACGAGACGCUCCUCUUUUCAUUAAAGGUUGUUGCAUAUAAUUUGGCUGCUUCAGUAUGGCCACUCUGACGAGGCAGGACCUUAAUUUUGGCCAAGUUGUUGCUGACAUUCUGUGUGAGUUUUUGGAAGUGGCCAUUCACCUCAUCCUAUAUGUCCGAGAGAUCUAUCCAUCUGGUAUUUUUGAGAAAAGGAAGAAAUACAACGUACCUGUGCAGAUGGCAUGUCAUCCUGAGUUAAAUCAGUACAUUCAAGACACGCUCCAUUGUGUCAAGCCACUGAUAGAGAAGAAUGAGGCUGAGAAGGUUGUAUUGGUGAUCAUGGAUAAAGAGCAUCAUCCAGUGGAGAGAUUUGUGUUUGAGAUCUCACAGCCUCCGCUGCUGUCCAUCAGCUCAGAGACUCUGCUGUCUCAUGUGGAGCAGCUGCUGAGAGCGAUGAUCUUAAAAAUCAGCGUAUGUGAUGCUGUUCUAGACAAUAAUCCUCCAGGAUGCACAUUCACAUUGCUGGUACACACCAGGGAAGCUGCCACAAGAAACAUGGAGAAAGUUCAGGUCAUCAAGGAUUUUCCAUGGAUUGUAGCAGAUGAGCAGGAAGUUCACAUGGAAGAGGCGAAACUCAUUCCUCUCAAAACAAUGACUUCUGAUAUUCUCAAGUAUGACCAGCGCCUCUCUGUGCUGUUAGCCGAUGCAAAGGAUGAUGUAGAUGAGAGUGAAGAAGGUCAACCUUCUGCCAUGUCUGAUGUCUGA
Molecule: messenger RNA, 787 nt
Organism: Carassius auratus (goldfish)
Lineage: Eukaryota; Metazoa; Chordata; Actinopteri; Cypriniformes; Cyprinidae
Product: mitotic spindle assembly checkpoint protein MAD2B-like
Exons: 9
Coding region: 101-787 (228 amino acids)
Cellular component (GO): zeta DNA polymerase complex
Source: RefSeq, a predicted model, not a curated record